AGCAGCAGGAGGCCAUGGCUGUAUAAUGACAGACGUGGAAAGUGUCAGGAGUGACUAACAAACUUAGGGGGCGAAAAAGGCUUGAGAGCAAAAACCAUCGCUUUUCCGUAAGCUCCUGGAGGUUUCACUGGACACAGCAAGAUGAGUCUGGAUAAAGCAGAGCUUUGUGAUUCACUGUUAACCUGGUUACAGACAUUUCAGGUGCCAUCAUGCAACAGCAAGCACAGCCUAACAAGUGGAGUGGCCAUUGCACAUGUGCUGCACAGAAUAGACCCCUCUUGGUUUAAUGAGACAUGGCUAGGCAGGAUCAAGGAGGAGAGCGGGGCCAACUGGCGCCUCAAGGUCAGCAACUUGAAAAAGAUUCUAAAGAGCAUGCUGGAAUAUUAUCACGAUGUGCUCGGUCAUCAAGUAUCAGAUGAACAUUUGCCAGAUGUUAACCUUAUAGGAGAGAUGGGAGAUGUCACUGAGCUGGGCAAACUGGUACAGCUUGUACUGGGCUGUGCUGUUAGUUGUGAGAAAAAACAAGAACAAAUCCAGCAAAUAAUGACACUUGAGGAAUCUGUCCAGCAUGUUGUGAUGACAGCCAUUCAGGAGCUGUUAUCAAAAGAACCUUCAUCUGAACCUGGAAGCCCAGAGACCUACGGUGACUUUGACUACCAGUCCAGGAAAUAUUAUUUUCUGAGUGAGGAGGUAGAUGAGAAGGAGGACCUGAACCAGCGCUGUCAAGACCUAGAACAUCAGUUAUCAGUGGCGCUGGAGGAGAAGUCGGCCCUUCUGGCGGAGACACAAGCUCUGAAGGAGAAGUUGAGCCGCUGCGACUCUCUGGACGCCUCUACCACUGCCAUCACUGGCAAGAAGCUGCUGCUGCUGCAGAGUCAGAUGGAGCAGCUUCAGGAGGAGAACUACAGACUGGAGAACAGCAGAGACGACAUGCGUGUUCGGGCAGAGAUAUUGGAGCGCGAGGUGGUCGACCUGCAGCAACGUAACGAAGAGCUGACCAGCUUGGCGCAGGAGGCCCAGGCCUUCAAAGACGAGAUGGACAUUCUCAGGCAUUCGUCUGACCGGGUGAACCAGCUCGAAGCACUGGUGGAGACGUAUAAGAGGAAGCUGGAGGAUCUGGGGGACCUGCGCAGACAGGUGCGCCUCCUGGAGGAGCGCAACACCGUGUACAUGCAGCGCACCUGCGAGUUGGAAGAGGAGCUCCGCAGGGCCAACACCGUCCGCAACCAGCUGGACACCUAUAAGAGACAGGCUCAUGAGCUUCACACCAAGCACUCGGCAGAGGCCGUGAAAGCUGAGAAGUGGCAGUUUGAGUACAAGAACCUUCACGACAAGUAUGACGCACUGCUGAAAGAGAAAGAACGUCUGAUCUCAGAAAGAGACACACUUCGGGAGACAAACGAUGAGCUCAGGUGUGCACAGGUCCAACAGAGGUGUCUCAGUGGAGCAGGAGGCUUGUGUGACAGUGGUGUCACAGUGGGAAACCUUGCUGCAGAGAUCAUGCCUACUGAGCUCAAGGAGACGGUGGUGCGUCUACAGAGUGAAAACAAGAUGCUGUGUGUCCAGGAGGAGACCUACAGGCAGAAACUAGUGGAGGUGCAGGCUGAGCUGGAGGAGGCUCAGCGCAGCAAGAACGCCCUGGAAACUCAGAACAGGUUGAACCAGCAGCAGAUCUCAGAGCUGCGUUCUCAGAUCGAGGAGCUCCAGAAAGCGCUCCAGGAGCAGGACAGCAAGACUGAGGACGCAAUCUCCUCCUUAUUGAAGAAAAAGCUUGAGGAGCAUUUGGAGAAGCUCCACGAAGCUCACUCAGAUCUUCAAAAGAAAAAAGAGGUCAUCGAUGACCUCGAGCCCAAAGUGGACAGUAACAUGGCCAAGAAGAUAGAUGAACUCCAGGAGAUCCUGCGGAAGAAGGAUGAAGACAUGAAGCAGAUGGAGGAGCGAUACAAACGCUAUGUGGAGAAGGCGAGAACGGUGAUCAAAACCCUGGAUCCCAAGCAGCAGCCAGUGACUGUGAGUCCCGACAUUCAGGCUCUGAAGAACCAGCUGACAGAGAAGGAGAGAAAAAUCCACCAUCUGGAGCAUGACUAUGAGAAGAGCAGAGCCAGGCAUGAACAAGAGGAGAAACUCAUCAUCACUGCUUGGUACAACAUGGGGAUGGCGCUGCAUCAGAAAGUGUCCAGCGAGCGCACGGGACCCUCCAACCAGGCCAUGUCCUUCCUCGCCCAGCAGAGGCAGUCCACCAACGCCAGGAGAGGCCUGACACGGCACCACCCGAGAUAGAACAUCCAGGCAGCAGAACAAGCAUACUGAAAUUUAAAAAAAAAAAGAAAAAGAGCAUAGAGAGGAUGAAGUGAUCUACAGCAAACUUCAUGUGAACUCCCUGAGACU
Messenger RNA from Toxotes jaculatrix (banded archerfish), 2388 nucleotides. RefSeq names its product protein Hook homolog 2-like. The record is from RefSeq and is a predicted model, not a curated record. The coding region runs from base 142 to 2280 and encodes 712 amino acids. Gene Ontology annotation, cellular component: cytoplasm; centrosome. The transcript has 23 exons. Gene Ontology annotation, biological process: cytoskeleton-dependent intracellular transport; cytoplasmic microtubule organization. Lineage: Eukaryota; Metazoa; Chordata; Actinopteri; Toxotidae. Gene Ontology annotation, molecular function: microtubule binding; dynein light intermediate chain binding.